UGACCGUCGUGCAAGAGAUUGAAAACUUGUGCGUUGUGAAAUCGAAAGUACAUCGCGAAAAUAGGACAUAACGAUAUACACACUAUAAAUAACGCAAGUAGAUUGAUGAUUUUAUGUAAUAUAUAUACAAUUGAAUACGCAUGCACAAUUUGCAUUUGGGUUUACCACGUGACGAUGAUGAUCAGUCUACUGGCGUUAUUUAUAGUUAACUUGUAGUUAUAUACCUAGUACCUGUACCCAGUAAAAUUUAUUACCGAAUAAACUGAUAAUAUGAUGACUUAAAAACUUUUUUCAAGUAAUGUCAUAUACCAGUCGUGAUAUUUUAAUCAAUAUAAACUAAUAAUUGUAAAAAAAACGGUAUUUUAGAACUUUUCAUUUUUUGGUCAUUCGUGGUUGACGGAAGUAAAUUCACACGUAUCGAACCGAUCUCUUUUACGACCGUUUCAUUCCAUUAUAUGCGAGAGCAUGGGACGACAACUCUCGUGGAGAUUGGUAUUGAACAUGUUUUAAUAGUCUGGAAUGUACCUAUAUCAUUUAGACUGUUGAUAAACCAUUGAUAGAUAUGUUACAUAGUUGCUGUUCUACAUGUUUCAAACGGUCUGGACUAUACCGUGAAAGGUAUUUUAUUGCCAAUUUGUGGAAAAUUUGAAAUCGAAAGUUCAUUUUAUUUUGAAUUGUUAUAACAUAGAAGUUAAAAUACAAAUAGUUGAGGCGGAUAUUGAUCUUUUCUUAAUUAAAGAUAGGUACUCGUAGCAUGGCGACCCAUGCGGAUGUGUGCGGAUUUUGUUUCAUAAAGCCCGUAUUUGGAUUUUGUGAGAACUGUAGUCUACGACUUUGUGACACUUGCUUUACUGUCCAUACGAAAGCAUCCGGUCAUAUUACCUUCUCGUUGGAUAAAACACUUUCAGAUACCGUAGCAACAGUUGUCCGAAAAUCGGACAUCCACGAGCAAAAAUGCUCAUCACAUACCACCGAAAACGUUUCCUUUUAUUGUGAAAUCCAUGAUACACCUAUUUGUGGGCGCUGUAUGCGGUUGAACCACUCAUCUUGCCUCAAAAGUGUGAUAGACCUUCAUGAUAUAUCAUUUAAUGAACAACAGACAAACGAACGUCUUUCACAUUUUGACGAAUUAAAGGAAGAGAUCCAAGUGAUAGAAGAAAGUGUCACGGAAAACAUCAAAACAGUAGACGAUUUAAAAGAAACGUACAUGAAUGCAAUAAAGUCUUAUCGCAAGAGACUCGACGAUAGGCUGAACAUGUUGCAGUCAAAAAUAGAAAGUGCUGGAAAAAGUAAAUGCGACGCAAACGUCGAAAGACUGCAAAAUAUUGCAGACAAAUGUAAGGACACAUACGCCCGUAUUGACCAGAAACGAAAACUGAUUGAAGAAUUAUUAAGAAACAAUCAUGAGCGCAACCUAUUUAUAAUUUCAAAGGGACUAGAUAAAGAAAUAACGGAAAUAAAAGAAGUUGUAAGACAAGCAAAGCUAGACAACCACGUCGUUCAAUUCGGUUUUGUGGAGAAUUCAUCACUGGACAGAACACUGCUAAAUGACAUUCACGAGUUUGGAACGCUUCAAGAGACUUGUGAUGGAAGUGAAAUGGAACCUGAAACAACACUUGAAGUAGAGAACAAUGUGCAAGAAUCGAAGAAAAUGGCGGAGGGUGAACAGUCGGUGAUACCAAACAUAGAAGAACAGAAGGAUUUUGUUGCGACUCAAUUAGAUAGGCAACUUAUCAAAGGGGAAAUAUGGUACAUGUUAGAUGUCAAAUGGUACAAACAAUGGAAGAGCUAUGUUGGCUUUGAAACAAGGGAUCACUUCAACGUUGGGGAAGACAGUGCAAAUCCAGGACACAUAGACAACUCUCCUUUGUUUGAAGAUGAUGCGAAUACAAAGUUAAAGGAGCACCUGAUAGAUACUCUUGACUACAUCCUCAUACCAGCUGAAGGAUGGGACAGACUUCUCACAUGGUAUUCCAUGGCAGAGGGACAGGAACCUCUGCCUCGCAAGGUGAUAGAGGAGGGUGUGUACAGCAAGGCCCGGAAGGUGGAGGUGUAUCCAUGGCACCUGAAAGUGGCUGAGAACUCAACACCCGACAACACUGUGCUCAUGCAGUUCAGCCGCGUUGAUACUAUAGAGCAAUUGGAAGUGGCGAUGAGGCGUGAGUUCAACAUCAACAAGGGCAAGGAGGUCCGUCUGUGGAACAGGUACAUGACCAACAUGUAUGAGCCACUGGACAAGAAGGAGACUACUCUACAGGACGCGUACCUCUACUCAGGCCAGAUUGUCGUCAUAGAGCAGAAAAACGACGACGGUACCUGGCCGAGGGCAAAACCUGUGCCAGUGAACAAAAACACAUUUACCAGCUCAAGUUCAAAUAGUUCUUCUAAACCUUCAUCAUAAGGAGCUUAGUAAAACAACAGAUAAGUCCAGUUUUGAAAGAUUACAUUAUGUACAUUGUUUUAUCAGAAAGUAACCAUAAAUUUGUGUAUAUAUAUAUAUAAUAUGUCUUUAUUUUUUGUUGUCUGAUUUUGAGGUAUUUGGUUUGGUCCCUUAAAAACUAUGUUUACCGGUUCUUAAUUUAACUAGAAUUGUUCAAUGGAACAUCAACAUCUCUUUGACAAAACCAGAUAGAAACAUUUUCAACAAUUUAAAGUUUAUGCACACAAUCAUGAUACAGGAGAAAAUACGCUACCAGUUAUAUGUCCUAGGUAUUUUUUGGUAAAAAUGUUAUACCAUCUAAUUUUAAAUUAAAGGAUUUAUAUUGGAAUCUGCCUGUGCAUCUAUCUGUCUGCAGUUAUUGUUCCCUGUGAAAGGAAUUGUGAAUUUUAUUGUCCUUAGUUUAAAAUUACAGACGUUUUGUCCUUUUUUAAAUUUGGUUCUACUUGGAAUUUCUGUAAAACUAUUUAGGUUAUUAUGAGCAAAAUUAUACUUCUAAACUAUUUAUGUUAUUAUAAGCAAAAUUAUUCUUCUCUGAAGCUACUACUACCAUACAAUUUAAUAAGGAAUGUAUCAUUAGCUCGACUUUUUGAAGCUAUACUACUCGCCCCGGCGUCGGCGUCGGCGUUGGUGAAAGUUUGUUAUUUACUCAAAUAACUUUAACAAUGUCAAAGAUAAUUAACUCAAACUUGGAAUACUUCUUUAUGGCAACAAGACAAUUGUGUAUGUCAAAUUGCAUAAAUCUGUCAGCAUUAUUUGUAGAGUUAUGCCUCUUUUUUUCCUUUUUUUAUGCCCCCGGUACCAGUUUAACUGUCCGUCAGUCUGUGCGUUCGUCCGCAAACUUUAACAUUGGUCAUAACUUUUGCAAUAUUGAAGAUAGCAACUUGAUAUUUAGCAUGCAUGUGUAUCUCAUGGAGAUGCACAUUUUUAGUGGUGAAAGGUUAAGGUCAAAGUAAUCCUUCAAGGUCAUAGGUCAAAUUUUGCAAUAUUGAAGAUAGCAACUCUAUAUUUGGCAUGCAUGCGUAUCUCAUGGAGCUGCACAUUUGGAGUGGUGAAAAGUCAAGGUCAUCCUUCAAGGUCAAAGGUCAAAGGUCAAAUUUUGCAAUAUUGAAGAUAGCCACUCAAUAUUUGGCAUGCAUGCGUAUUUUAUGGAGCUUCACAUUUUGCGUGGUGAAAGGUCAAGGUCAAUGUCAUCCUUCAAGGUCAAAGGUCAAAUAUAUUGCUUCAAAGCGGUGCAGUAGGGGACAUUGUGUUUCACGAACACAACUGUUACAACACUGACAUGACAUACCACAAUGGACUCCACCCAAACCAUCCCCUAGGUCCCACCCCAGAAU
Molecule: messenger RNA, 3774 nt
Organism: Dreissena polymorpha
Lineage: Eukaryota; Metazoa; Mollusca; Bivalvia; Myida; Dreissenidae
Product: ubiquitin carboxyl-terminal hydrolase 15-like
Exons: 9
Coding region: 755-2401 (548 amino acids)
Biological process (GO): positive regulation of DNA-templated transcription
Cellular component (GO): chromatin; nucleoplasm
Molecular function (GO): cysteine-type deubiquitinase activity; zinc ion binding; ubiquitin-protein transferase activity
Source: RefSeq, a predicted model, not a curated record